This is a messenger RNA of Durusdinium trenchii, 3015 nucleotides long. Lineage: Eukaryota; Dinophyceae; Suessiales; Symbiodiniaceae. The record is from the annotation of a GenBank genome assembly.
AUGUCACAGCUCCACUUCAAGCGGCUUUUGCGCGAGCUUCGCACGGUGCAAGAGGCGAACUCGGAUCCGGCCUCGCCGCUGCUCCGGUGUGAGCCGGUGGAUGAUAACAUGAUGGAGUGGGAGGUGGACAUCAACUUUCCAGAAGAUUCAGCUUUGCAGAAGAGCCUCAACAAUCUUGCAGAGAGCAUGUUUGAUGAGAGCCUGAAGAAGCUGACACUCUCGGUGCGCUUCCCCGUGGAGUAUCCCCUGAGCCCACCGGAGGUGUGGUUGCGAAAGCCCCGCUUGCAACAUGCGCGGGAGAACGCAGGCACAGUGACCUUUGGCGGGCGUGUUUGCAGUCCCAUCCUCGCGUCGCAGGGCUGGAACCCGGCGACCGCCAUGGUGGACGUGAUCGCUGAGGUGCGGCAAGCGCUGGUGGAGGCCCAGAUCGUGGCCUAUAGCACAGUCGCCAUCAAGAAGGAGUACCCGAAGCCGGCGAUCCAGCUGGAACGCUUGAGCUCGGAGCUCUUCCGGACGGCGAACGACUUCUGCAAGGAGGGCAUGACAGUGCUCUCGGCGGCCGCGGCCGCGCCCUUUCUGGGGGACCUUUCUAGGUUAGAAGCCACCGACAAGAUUGGCUUGCGGUUCUCUUAUGCCAAUGAAAUCUACGAACGCGCUGAGCAGGGGCUGGAGCUGCAUUUGCCCUUAACCUUCGAAGUGACCUCACGACUAGGCCGAAAGACACAUUGUGCAAUCUUUGAGUUCAUCAAUGGCUUGCCUGACAUGCACGUUUUGUUGCCCAAGUGGGUGCUCGAAGACAUGGGCGUGGAAGAGAGAGAUUUGGUGCGCGUGCGCGGGGUCAUGCUUGAUUUGAUCACCGGCGUGCGGAUCCAGCCCCACAGCGUGGACUUCUACCACGCGGUGCGCAGUAGCGGCCGGGAGGUCACUGAGCUCCUCACAGAGUCCCUGGCGCGCUUCAGCUGCUUGACCGAGGACACUGCAGUGCCCAUCGAUGUGGGCGGGUCGUUCUUCCAUGUGCAAGUCACCAAGCUCUUCCCUCGGGCAGCCGUGCGGAUCAUUGAUUCUGAUGUGCAGCACCAUUUCGAGUUCAAGGUUGACUUCGAGCCCGCUCCCGACUUGGAAGAUGAGGCAGCCAAGAAGGAGUUUCAAGAUCGCGCGGUAGCAGCUCUCAAACUCCGGAGGGAGAAGUCCAAGCAGAAAGAGCAGGACUUGGAGCAGCGCCGAGCCGCGGCGCGGCAGCGCCGCUACGAGCAGCUGCUCUCGAGCGCCCGGAGCAACGCCACCGGACCGGCGCUGGAUGUUCCCUCGGGAGGCAACGUGGACAUCGCUUUGCGGAUGCCGGACGGUACGCAAGUCAAAGGCCAGUUUCCAGAGGGCGGUUCGAUCGCUCAGCUCAUGGUUUUAGCCUUGGAGACGGACUGGGCCAAGAAAGCGCAUCCAUGGGGCAUCUACUUGCGGAUGGCCUACCCCAAGAAGGUGCUGAAAGAAGGCGAUCUCAUCACCAGAGACUUCCACCGCAGCACGUUGAGCGUCCAAGAAGAGCAACCACCAGACGAGGACGAGCGUCUCGCCGAGGAGGAGCCUCUGGCGCGUGGGAGCGCGGAACCCGAGGCCUUGUCCUCGGUUCUGCCGGAGCUCAAUGAAGAGGAGGUCAUGGCCAGGACACAGAGGGCCUUCGAGAUCCAGCGCUUUCUACGGGCUGGCUUUAGCUUGCAGGAGGCCGAAGCCAAGUACGCAGCUGGCGAGGUGCUAUUGCCUUCUGAGGAGUCCAGGCGCCCUGAGCCCGCUCCUCCCGCUGGAGCGGCACCGGCGCGGGAGCCGCGCUUGGAGCGAACGUUGUCAGAGGAGGAGCAGCGGCAAGGAAAAGUGGAGAUGGUGGUGAACUUCACGGGCGUGGACCGGGACGUGGCGUCGGUGGCCUUGGAGGAUCACGACUGGGUCGUGGAGAGGGCUGUGAACUCCCUCCUGGACGACCUGGCGGAGCGACGUGGAGAGAGAGGCAUCACCGUGGAGUUCCUCAUGGAAUCCCAUGCCUGCAGACCCUUCCGGGCCUAUGCCCGAGGCCUCUUGCUUGGAGACCUUUCGGUGGCAACCAUCGAGGAAGGUUCAAAUCGACUUGCACAGUCUAAGGCUCUCAUGGCCUUGGAGUACGUCUUGCAGCACAGCAACCACGGACAGGUUAAGAAGGUUCUUGAAGCUUUGGAAGAGUUUGCAGUGAAGGUCCUCAAGCCUUCAAGGCAGUGGUUCAAGAUCGCAGCUGGAGCUAAAGGUCUCGUGGUGGAGCGGGCCCUGCGCCGCGCACCCGAAGGGGCCUGUCUCGAGAUCGGCACCUAUGUGGGCUUUACGGCCAUUCGUUGUGCAGCAGGGCGGGCCCCGAAUGGACGUGUGGUGUCCCUCGAGGUGGACCCCGAACAUGCCGUGGUGGCGCAAUGCAUGGCCUUGCAUGCAGGUGUCGGCCGCCAGGUAGAGGUUUGGACGGGUCACAGCGGUGAUGUCAUACGCAGCCUACCAGAGCGAUACCCAGGUUGGACACCUCGCUUUGCCAUGGUUUUCAUGGACCAGUGCGGUUCUCGCUUUUGGGCGGACCUUGAGCUCUUAAUCAGAGAGGACAUGCUGCUGCCAGGUGCCGUGAUCCUGGCAGACAACGUACUGAAGCCAGGAGCACCGCUCUUUCUUUGGCAGCUGUUCCAUGGCCGAGGUCGUGAGCUUUUCUCGCAGCGCCAGUUGAUCAGCUUGGAAGAGUUUGCCAUGCCUGGUGUUGAGGAUUGCAUGGCAAUGGCCAUUUACAAUCCUGAUGGCAUGGCAAUGGCAGGAGCUGAUAAGGCUCCCCCUGCGGAGGUUUCAGCCUUGGAGUUCGAGGCCGAUCAAGUGCGUGCCAAAGCUGCCACCUCCGGCAGCGUGCCUUUCGAAGAUUGGUCCGUCUUUGCCGCGCGCAUGAAGAAAUCGUUGCAAGACCUGAAGAUAGAGAUCACUGAGUGGAUCGUUCCUGAGGUCGACAGCAAGGAGCCGAAGUGA